AUGAGCUUCUCCAGAAGAUCAAAUGUCCCUAUAACAGGAGGACUUAAUCGCCUGGUGGAGUUUGCAGACCCCGCAGCCUUUCUCCCAUUCGGCAGAAAGCUCCUUGCUUCUCACAGCAGCUCCCCCCUCUCAGGGUCCCACGAUCUACCAGGAUCAGCCAGGGAUCUACUGGUAGAUCAUGAUCUACUGGUUGGAGAUGCCUGAUAUACAGCUACUAAACCUGCCAACAUGUCUGACAACGAAGAAGUGGAGCAAGUAGAGGAGGAAUACGAAGAAGAAGAGGAAGCACAAGAAGAAGAAGAAGCUCAGGAAGAAGUUCAUGAACCAGUCCAUGAACCAGUUCAUGAGCCAGAAGUCCAAGAAGAGAAGAAGCCCAGAGUUGUACCACCGCUGACUGCUCCUAAAAUCCCAGAGGGGGAGAAAGUAGACUUUGAUGACAUCCAAAAGAAGAGGCAGAACAAAGACUUGAUUGAGCUUCAAGCCUUGAUUGAUAGCCACUUUGAAGCUCGGAAGAAGGAAGAAGAGGAAAUCCUAGCCCUUAAAGAAAGAAUUGAGAAACGUAGAGCGGAAAGGGCUGAACAGCAAAGAAUCCGGGCUGAAAAGGAAAAGGAGCGUCAGGCCAGGCUUGCUGAGGAGAAGGCAAGAAGAGAGGAGGAAGAUGCCAAGAGAAGGGCUGAGGAUGACAUGAAGAAGAAGAAGGCUCUGUCCUCCAUGGGUGCCACAUACAGCAGCUAUUUGGCUAAGGCUGAUCAAAAGAGAGGAAAGAAACAAACUGCAAGAGAGUUGAAGAAGAAGGUCCUGGCAGAGAGGCGCAAACCUCUAAACAUUGACCAUCUUAGUGAGGACAAGCUGAGGGAAAAAGCCAAGGAGAUGUGGGACUGGUUAUAUCAGUUGGAAACGGAGAAGUAUGAGUAUUUAGAGAAGAUCAAGAGACAGAAAUAUGAUAUUUUAUCACUACGUUGCAGGGUGGAGGCACUGUCCAAGUUAUCACCACCCUCAGGAACCGGAUUGAUCAGGCCCAGAAGCACAGCAAGAAGGCCGGAGCCAAGGGCAAAGUUGGAGGGCGCUGGAAGUAAAGUUCCGGAAGGUGCCUGCAGGCAGAAUCUUCAGCGGUGGCAUGGCUAAAGAUCGCUGGCCUCCCCUUUCCUCUUUAAACACAAAUUCCGUUCCCUCGCCUGAGCAAAACCAUAGUUGCAACAUCAGCCUGGAUUGCCUACUGCUUAUUUCAAGGGCUCCCACAUCUUCCAGAGCCAGUGCCCUGGAACGGAGAUGACUCCCUGCUGACACCUCCUACGACCUGCUGUGUGUGUCCUUUUAUUUCCCCAAUCCCAGCCCUACACUGACUGCCCAGUAGAUUGCAGUGUAUGAAUCACUUGGUUUUGUAAAUAAAGUGUGACCGAUAAUGUACUUCAGCCA
Podarcis muralis (Common wall lizard) is the source of this 1416-nucleotide messenger RNA. Lineage: Eukaryota; Metazoa; Chordata; Lepidosauria; Squamata; Lacertidae. The record is from RefSeq and is a predicted model, not a curated record.